ACGACUUUGUCGAUUGAAGAUACCAAUCCGAGCUUAAACAUGAUGUUCGAAGUGGGACUCGUCUUUACAUUCACUCUUGCGAGUUGCAUGGCGGAGGCGGGAUAUCCGAGUCUGCGUCCAGAUGAGCAACUGCCUUACGAUCAAGGAUACAGCUAUCAGAAUCCGCACGAUCAAUUGAGCGGCGAUGAGAUACCUGGCGUGGCCGGCAGAGAUUAUCCGAUCUUCCGUGAAGUUCCGCAAACGCGUUUCGAGUGCGAACAACAGCAAUAUCCGGGCUAUUACGCCGACCCUGAGGCCGAGUGUCAGGCGUUUCAUAUCUGUCAACGUGGCGGUCAUAAGGACUCCUUCCUUUGUCCGAACGGCACGUUAUUCAAUCAGGCACGACUGGUCUGCGAGUGGUGGCACACCGUGGAUUGCUCUCGCGCGCAAAGUUUCUACUCCAUUAACGAGGCGGUUGCAAAAGCAAUGGAGGAAGCUGAUAGGCGCAUCCAACUGGCUGCUGAGGAGAAGCUCUCCCGAGGCUACCUGCGUGAAUCUAACGCUGGACAUUGGAACAAUCAUAACCAACAGAACGCAAAACAAGGAUGGAACGGCACCCCAGCUCGGCAUAAUGUGAUGUCUGAUUUCGCCAAGAAUCUUCCCUACGAGGCACCUGCGACGUCGAUUCGUCCUGUUUACGGCGCACCUGAAGUCUCCGCUAAAUCUAACGUUGAUAACGGACAGUGGAACAGGUACAAUCAACAGAACGCAAAACAAGGGUGGAACGACACCCCGGCUCGACAUAAUGCAGUGUCUACUUUCGCCAAGAACCUUCCCUACCAAGCACCUGCGACGUCGAUUCGUCCUGUUUACGGCGCACCUGAAGUUUCCGCUAAAUCUAACGUUGAUAACGGACCUUGGAACAGGUACAAUCAGCAGAACGCAAAACAAGGAUGGAACGACACCCCGGCUCGACAUAACGUUGUGUCUGAUUUCGCCAAGAAUCUUCCUUAUGAGGCAGCCGCAAUUCGUCCUGUUUACGGCGCACCUGAAGUUUCCGCUAACUCUAACGUUGAUAACGGACCUUGGAACAGGUACAAUCAGCAGAACGCAAAACAAGGAUGGAACGACACCCCGGCUCGACAUAACGUUGUGUCUGAUUUCGCCAAGAAUCUUCCUUAUGAGGCAGCCGCAAUUCGUCCUGUUUACGGCGCACCUGAAGUUUCCGCUAACUCUAACGUUGAUAACGGACCUUGGAACAGGUACAAUCAGCAGAACGCAAAACAAGGAUGGAACGACACCCCGGCUCGACAUAACGUUGUGUCUGAUUUCGCCAAGAAUCUUCCUUAUGAGGCAGCCGCAAUUCGUCCUGUUUACGGCGCACCUGAAGUUUCCGCUAACUCUAACGUUGAUAACGGACCUUGGAACAGGUACAAUCAGCAGAACGCAAAACAAGGGUGGAACGACACCCCGACUCAACAUAAUGUAGUGUCUGAUUUCGCCAAGAACCUUCCUUACGAGGCACCCACGAAGUCGGCUCCUGUUUACGGCGCACCUGAAGUUUCCGCUAACUCUUUGCCGCAUGCGAACAACCAUGGCGAUUCUUAUUCACAGGAAGAAAAUUAUAUGAUCACCGACGCCAAAUUUGGCAAACCAACAACCAAGAGCAACUUUGCGGAACCGACAAACGUUUAUCUACCUGCGUAAUUCCUAUACGGCCGAGCAAUUUUCAGCAUGCUAUAUAUAAUGUCAUAAAUAUUCAAAAGGUAUUGUGAUUAUACAUUAAAUUGUAAUAAUAAAUUCACUUUAUGAAAGACAAUCGUGCACAGUGUACGUUGAGUGAAAACAUUCUCACACUUAAACGGAUUCUUAUGACGCCUACGGAAAGUAACAGUCUAAUAUAAGCGCGGUGGAGUUGCGUAACCACAUAAAACUUCAGCAGAAUCCUAAGGAUUCUGCCGCUCCAAUUAACAGUUGUAGAACCGUGCUUAUUCGAACUGUGUUUUUUAAUCUUUCUCGUUUUACAUAAUGUAUCCAGUCAAACAAGUAAACAUGCUUGAGGAUAAAAACUGUUGAAACGUCAGUCUUUCACUUUAAAUCGUUUAAAAUUUGUCACAAAUUCUUCCUUUUAACUAAGCUAUUGCUGCAAAAAGGAAUAUUAAUUCGAUGGAACUAUUUUUCUCAUUGUUCUGCCAGAAUCGCUUGCUGGAACAGAUAUAUCGGUAUCCGUACCAAUUAUCAUGAUCGUACUUGUCGAGAGAGGCUUAUUAUCUAAAGUCAUAAUUACCUAUUGAUUGCAUUCCGUAAUAACUGAGUGGAAUCGAUAAUUGGAGUAUACGAUAAUUGAUAAAAUAAUAUUAAUAUUUAUGAGAAUCAACUACACAGGAUAAAAUUUAAUAAGCAUAAUUAACCCUAAUCUGACAUACUGUGAUCAUUUCCGAUCCCGCGCGAUUUCUCCACCUGAUUUUUAACUUUAAAUUACCUGCAAACUAGUGGAAUAAGAAUUUUUAAUUCACGCGCUAAAAAUAGUUAUAAUUGCUGAAAAUAUAAGUUUAAAUAUAACUGAAUCAUUUUAAUAACCUGUCAUAUAACAAAAUGGCAA
This is a messenger RNA of Odontomachus brunneus, 2581 nucleotides long. RefSeq lists its product as uncharacterized. The transcript is spliced from 3 exons. Gene Ontology annotation, cellular component: extracellular region. NCBI's taxonomy places the organism in Eukaryota, Metazoa, Arthropoda, Insecta, Hymenoptera, Formicidae. The coding region runs from base 40 to 1686 and encodes 548 amino acids. Gene Ontology annotation, molecular function: chitin binding. The record is from RefSeq and is a predicted model, not a curated record.